Pocillopora damicornis (cauliflower coral) is the source of this 3428-nucleotide messenger RNA. RefSeq lists its product as uncharacterized. The record is from RefSeq and is a predicted model, not a curated record. Lineage: Eukaryota; Metazoa; Cnidaria; Anthozoa; Scleractinia; Pocilloporidae.
AUGCAACAAGACAUUCCGUGUUUAAGGAUAUUCUGCCAUUUCGCCAUCUCACCAUUCCACCGUUCCAUCAUUUUUUCAAAUAGGAAAAAGAUGAAAAUUCUGGGAAGGAAGCUUUUUGCAAACAAGGUCUAGUAAUUGAACUGGGUGAUAGCUAACUGCGUACUGGAAACCGAUGCCUUGAAGACCAAUUUUCGCCUGGUUGUCAGCAGUAAAUUUCCAAAUCGGACAUGGUUUAUCCAUUUCGGUUGUCACGGGGUAAUACCCUUUUCUUAGAAUGCAUGCCAUAUGCUUUUUUUUUCGCAAUUUGGUAUGCGGCGAAGCAGAAGGUCAUGAUCACCUUAAACUACAACGUGAAGCAUUGGGCCUGGGCCUUUACAGUCAUUGAUAGGAGCUCUCUGAACGAGCUCGAAAUAUUAUCAAGUAGCAGUGACCUGAAUGUUAAACACCAGCUUGCAUUGUAUGUAACUCACUACUUCUCUUGAGCAGUCGACUGUUCAUCACCAUCUGUUAUUUCACCGUCAGCUACAAGUGGUGGGUUAUUGAUGUUUUAAUGUUUCAUUCUUGUGCGGUAGCAAUAGCGACUGUUAUUCAAAAUAGAGAAGAAGUUGACAGCGAUGCUUCCCACGUUUUCUUAAUAUUCAUGUUUAUGGGCAUUCACUGUCUAUGAGAAGACUUUUUAGAAUUAUCGAUAAAUGUAAACGUAAUUAGUCUAACAUAAGUGUGUAUUUCUCACAUGUUUUGUUUGUAUUAGAAAACUCCUCUAUGAUUCUCAUACUUAAUAUCACUUAUCAUCCCAACGCUUGGUACUCUUCACCUGUCACUUUCACAUUUGAACUUAAAUGUUGUCGAAUAGUUACAAUUUAUCGAGUGAUAUUGACAUUAAACAUGUUAGUAAGGUAAAUUGCUCAAAUGUAAGGAAUAUGGUGCUUUGCCUCAACGUAUGCGGCGAAGAAGAGGUCAUGAUCACCUUGAACAACCCUGGUGACAACGUGAGGCAUUGCGUGAGUACCGCACUAAAAUUUUUUAUGUUCUGACUGACAGAAUUUGAGCUGUAAGGUCAGUUUACUGGAUUGAAUUUGUCAUUCGUUUGUACCUAAUUUUCCAUAUGUGUCAGUUUUACUUGGAAAAACAGUUGAAUAUCCCGCACAGCUUAAUUAAGCAUGUACCAGGCGGUUGUUUGAAAGCUAAUUGCAAUUAAUUACCGUAAAAUUACUAUGGUAUUCACCUGAAUAUACUUAUGAGGACUUUUUAGACUCGGAAGUUUUUAUUUUAUCAGGGACAUUCUAGCUCUCCCAGAUUGUGUUAGAAAAAUAAUCUGAGAACCAAUCAGUUUUCAAUAUCUCGUGUAUUAAACUGAAAUUGAUACAGACGGCAAACCUCAUUCCUUGACUGUUAAUGCGAAACCAUACUAAACCAAGGAAUCUUUGCAUUUUUUUAGUCGAAAGCUGAGCGCAAGAGCCUCUGACCAACAGAGCAGCAAUCUAUUUCAGUAACUGAGCCUGUGUCGAUAAGAGCCGUUCUGCUGGGCGAACAAACGAGUACUACGUCGAUAUGGAAGUGAAAGAUCUUAAGUGGUACAGUCCUUUCGUGUACUUUGUUGGAGCUAUUUUAAGUUUUGCUGAUCCCAUCACCGACAUACUCACACUGGUGGAAUUCUACCGCUCGGAUCACAAAACAUGGUUUGGUGUGGGGCUAAUUUUUGUUUUAUUGCCAUGUUUGGCGUUUCCAGUAUUGUUCGUCCGGCUGCGUGCCCAAUUGACUGCUUCACCUUCUAAUUGGGCAAAAACUGCUCUGUGUGCAUUGCAUCCAUUUUCAGCAGCCUUCGCGAGAGUAGAGGCUUUUAUUUUCUGUCUCAAGAAAUGGUGGUAUAAUGAUGGAAUCGACCCGAAAUCCCUUAACGAAGCUGAGGGUUUACUCACUCACAAUGACUUAGCCUUGCUCUUUGAGGCAGUCCUUGAGUCCGCUCCACAAUUUAUAAUUCAGUUGUACGCCAUCAGUGUUCAGCAAGAAUCAGCAGCAAUCAUUCAAAUCAUUUCUCUACCUAUCUCUUUCCUCGCUCUGGCAUGGGCCUUCACAGCCACUGAUAAGACGUCUCUUGCCGUGAAUAAUAUAAUACCAAGUAGCGGUGACCUGAAUGUUAAACACCAACUGGCAUUGUUUGUAACUCACUUACUUCUCCUGAGCAGUCGACUGUUCGCCAUCUGUUAUUUCACCGUCAGCUACAAGUGGUGGGUGACUGCCAUGUUAAUGUUUCAUUUUUGUGCCGUGGUAACUUUCAUUACUUUCAUUCAGAAUAGAGACAAAGUUGACCGUAUUGCCCCUUAUCUUCUCUUAAUUAUGUUUUUUACGGGCAUUCACUUUCUAAGAGAUGACUUUGUAGAAUUUUCGAUAGGUGUAAAAGUAACUGGUUUAACCAUGAGUGUGUUCUUCUCACAUAUUUUGUUUGUAUUAGAAAACUUCUUUAUGAUCCUAAUGUUUUAUUUCACUUAUCACUGCAACGCUUGGUACUCUCUACCUGUCACUGUGUGUGUUUGUGUGUUCAGUGUUCUUGGCUCCACAAUAAGAAUUUGCUUACUUCAUUGGCUACGCAACAAACCUACUGGCGGUUUAUCAGCCGCGAACAGCUCUUGUCAGAGUACGAGUGAGGUAGAGCACUUUUUUACGAUAAGGUAUGAACGAGAGGACGCUGGGUGUGUUCACGACUGUGAAGAGCCCUGGUGUGACAACGUGUGAGGCAAAGUAUUAUAAAAGUUCAAUUUAAUCUAGUCAUUCGUUUAUGUUAGUCUGUAGCUACUAUUUGAAUUCGAAGUCCGUAGUUAGGUUUAAGUGAUUGAGACGAGUUUCGAAGUUGUGACUAUCUUGUUUAAGUCCAUCACUAGACGUGCGAAGUUGGACUAUGACCCUCACGAAAAUUUAGCCUCGUUCAGGCUUACGCAGUCUAAGAGGAGGGUCCAAAUUAGACUUUUCCAAUCCUGUAUUCCGCCGCUAUUUUUCAUUCCAUUCCGCCAUUCCGCUGCAGUGAAAAUUUUUGUCCCGAUGCUACCUGGUUAAACCCUGUUUUUUCUGUUGAUCAGAAGCAUUCAGUGCGUUGUUUUUCAUUUUGUGAGACUCCUAUAAAAGUGUUUAGGUUAUUGUUCUGACAACGAAUGUUUAAUCUUAGCUAUUCUUUCAAGGUCAGUUGGCCAGCAUGCCCGCUCGGUACAGAAUAAACAAGUAUAUACUUUAGAGUCAAGUUAGCCAAACUCAUUGAGUUAAUUAGUAGUCAGUGGUCGGUGAGAAGUAGAAGAGUAAGAAUCAAAUUGUGAGAAGUGUGAAUAUCAAAGAGAGAUUAAUCAGAAUAAGAGCCAGACAACCAGAGUUGCUCAGAGGGAAGCAAAUUUAAAGGAAAGAAGACGUUUUAGUCAGAGAGUCGAGAGAUAAAAGAGAGU